GCAUUCACUAUAUCUGGUCUCCCCGGACCCUGCAUUCACUAUAUCCGUCUCCCGGACUCUGCAUUCACUAUAUCUGAUCUCCCCGGACCCUGCAUUCACUAUAUCGGUCGGUCUCCCCGGACCCUGCAUUCACUAUAUCCGCUCUCCCCGGACCCUGCAUUCACUAUAUCCGCUCUCCCCGGACCCUGCAUUCACUAUAUCCGCUCUCCCCGGACCCUGCAUUCACUAUAUCCGAUCUCCCCGGACCCUGCAUUCACUAUAUCCGCUCUCCCCGGACCCUGCAUUCACUAUAUCCGCUCUCCCCGGACCCUGCAUUCACUAUAUCUGGUCUCCCCGGACCCUGCAUUCACUAUAUCUGGACCCUGCAUUCACUAUAUCUGGUCUCCCCGGACCCUGCAUUCACUAUAUCUGGUCUCCCAGGACCCUGCAUUCACUAUAUCUGCUCUCCCCGAACCCUGCAUUCACUAUAUCUGGUCUCCC
Messenger RNA from Staurois parvus, 480 nucleotides. Lineage: Eukaryota; Metazoa; Chordata; Amphibia; Anura; Ranidae. The record is from the annotation of a GenBank genome assembly.